UCUUUGUUUCCGUAGGAGGUUGGGAUUUCCCACUUGUAUAUAAAGUUCCCGCGGGGGUCUCCCGUCGUCCCAUCUCGAACUCCCCCUCCAUUCUUCCAACUUUACUCUAGCUUGAGCCUCGGAUAGCUUCAGUAAAAACAAACGUCAUUCGCCACCAUGUCUAACGUAUUCGCCGAUCUCAAGACGCCGACUACCGGCGCCUAUAAACAGCCCACCGGACUCUUCAUCAACAACGAGUUCAUCGAGGGUGUAGAAAAGAAGACGUUCGAGGUCAUCAACCCGUCUACCGAAGAGGUCAUCUGCUCCGUGCACGAGGCCACCGAGAAGGAUGUCGAUGUCGCCGUUGCCGCCGCGCGGAAGGCCUUUGACGGCGAAUGGCGCCGGGUCACGCCCCAGCAGCGCGGCAUCUACCUGUUGAAGCUGGCCGAUCUCUGCGAGAAGAACAUCGACCUCCUGGCUUCAGUGGAGUCGCUCGAUAAUGGCAAAUCCAUCACCAUGGCUCGUGGCGACGUCGGCGCUGUGGUCGGCACCAUCCGGUACUAUGGCGGCUGGGCCGACAAGAUCGAGGGCAAGACAAUUGAUAUCAACCCGGACAUGUUCCACUACACGAGGCGGGAGCCGAUUGGUGUUUGCGGUCAGAUUAUCCCCUGGAACUUCCCGCUGCUCAUGCUGGCGUGGAAGAUCGGCCCUGCGCUGGCCACCGGCAACACAGUCGUCCUGAAGACGGCUGAGCAGACACCCCUUUCCGGCCUGGUUUUCGCCCAGCUGGUAAAGGAGGCUGGUUUCCCCCCUGGCGUCCUCAACAUCAUCUCAGGUUUCGGCAAGACCGCCGGUGCCGCCCUCUCGGCGCACAUGGACGUCGACAAGAUCGCCUUCACCGGUUCGACCCUGAUCGGGCGCACCAUCAUGAAGGCCGCGGCCUCGUCGAACUUGAAGAAGGUUACUCUCGAGCUCGGCGGCAAGUCGCCCAACAUUGUCUUCAACGACGCCGACAUCGAGGAGGCCAUCAGCUGGGUCAACUUUGGCAUCUACUUCAACCACGGCCAAUGCUGCUGCGCGGGGUCCCGUAUCUACGUGCAGGAGGGCAUCUACGACAAGUUCAUCGCGGCCUUCAAGGCGCGCGCCCUGCAGAACAAGGUCGGCGACCCGUUCCACCCGGAGACCUUCCAGGGCCCGCAGGUCAGUCAGCUGCAAUACGACCGCAUCAUGGGCUAUAUCCAGUCCGGCAAGGAGCAGGGUGCCACCGUCGUUACGGGCGGCGAGCGCCACGGCGACAAGGGCUACUUCAUCCAGCCGACCAUCUUUUCCGAUGUCUCGCAAGACAUGAAGAUCAUGCAAGAGGAGAUCUUCGGCCCCGUGUGCGCCAUCGCCAAGUUCUCGACCGAGGAAGAUGCCAUCCGGCUCGGAAACGACACCUCGUACGGCCUGGCCGCGUCUGUCCACACCAAGGACCUCAACACGGCCAUCCGCGUGAGCAACGGGCUCAAGGCUGGUACCGUCUGGGUCAACUGCCACAACAUGCUCAACCACGCGCUGCCGUUCGGCGGCUUCAAGUCGUCCGGCAUCGGCCGCGAGCUCGGCGAGUUGGCGCUGCACAACUACACCGAGUCCAAGAGUGUGGCCAUCAACAUGGCCGGCAAGAUGUUUUAAGCGGGGAGCUGUCGUGGACAAGAAUGUGACGAAUAAUGACUGUAUGUUUGUUAAAAUAGCUUUAGCAAUUAGUUAGGAUGCCAAGAGUUGAGAUUGCGGGUUUGUGCCGAGCGUUUGGAUGGCAUGUCUAUAGGCCGAGACGGAUCUCUCAAUCGUGGGUUGUGGGUUGAUUCAACAUUCUCUUUACCAAAACCCCCGGUGAGAACAACUGAAUACCAAGAUCGCUUUAUGAUGUAGUUACUGUCUUGGGAUAAAUUGGUGCACUAAAAUUUCUCGAUAAAAACAAAGGCCCUACCUCCGCUCUGCUCUGGAUAAUUUGGAUUGUCC
Messenger RNA from Chaetomium fimeti, 1977 nucleotides. Its product is annotated as aldehyde dehydrogenase domain-containing protein. The transcript is spliced from 4 exons. Lineage: Eukaryota; Fungi; Ascomycota; Sordariomycetes; Sordariales; Chaetomiaceae. The coding region runs from base 157 to 1650 and encodes 497 amino acids. The record is from RefSeq and is a predicted model, not a curated record. Gene Ontology annotation, molecular function: aldehyde dehydrogenase (NAD+) activity.